CUCAAGGGGUGGGGACACAGGCGGGAUAGACAACCACACAGCGGACACCACACCAAGCAAUAUUCCCCAGCACUCAAACUGUCAAUCAGGAUUAAUGGUCCCGUAAGACUUCCAUCUGAUACAACUCUCUCCACUACUGAGAGGGCUGCAGAGCGGACUUUCGAGUGGUGACAAAGGCUGUGGCGAUAACGUCUCGUACGACAGCCUAGCACGGGGGCACUUGUGCCAGCAGAACCUAGCUGAUUUCUGGAGAAGGGGGAUUUUGCCUUCUGCGUUGAGAAUCUGUUCUGACACGAAUGUGUCUCGGGUGCCGACAUUUAUUCACAGCUCUCAAUAAAGAGCGCGACUUAGGUUAGCCUAUGUGAGGUGUCUGCGGAUUGAAUGAAUCCCGCACGCCCCAACUCGGAGUGAGAAUUUUUAUUUCGCCACUGACUAGGCUUGAUGACUGUUGCUACAACUCGGUGCGCGCUGCUUGUAACGCAUGGUAAUGAUGUUCUAAUGCGUAGGCAGUACUGCCUACUUUAUGCGUAUCAAUCAUUAAAACAGCACAAUAACAUUACAAAGCGUGUGCUGUCGCAAAGGGAAGGCAACAUCUCAACCUUUCAACAACGGUCAGCUGUCGAUCACAUUCAAGACGCUGAAAUUUGGUGCGCAGAGAAGCAAGAAUAUCUGACUUGAAAUGGAUCUGAAGACUUUCGGCAGCGUUCUGCUGUUCCCCUUCCAGAUCCUCUACUACAUAGUCAAGGCAAGCGUGUGCUGGCUGCUACCGACGAGGAGGAGAAGUCUAGCCGGGGAGACUGUACUGAUCACAGGCGGUGGAAGGGGUAUCGGACGGCACCUGGCCCGAGAGUUCGCCAAACAGGGCGCAAAGAAGCUGAUCCUGUGGGGUCGCACGGAGAAGUGCCUGAAGGAGGCCGCGGAGGAGAUCUGUCAGUCGGGCACCGAGUGCCACUACUUCAUCUGCGAUGUGGCCAACCGCGAGGAGGUCUACAGACAGGCCAAGGUGGUCCGGGAGAAGGUGGGCGACGUGACAGUGCUGGUGAAUAACGCGGCGGUGGUGCACGGCAAGAGCCUCAUAGACAGCGAUGACGACGCGCUGCUGAAGUCGCAGCACAUCAACACAAUGGGCCAAUUCUGGACGACCAAGGCCUUCCUGCCCCGCAUGUUGGAGCUGCGUAACGGCCACGUGGUGUGCAUCAACUCCAUCCUGUCCCAGUCGCCCAUCCCCGGCACUAUCGACUACUGCACCUCCAAGGCCUCCUCGCUGGCCUUCAUGGAGAGCCUGACGCUGGGCCUGCUGGACUGCCCCGGGGUGGGCUGCACCACCGUGCUGCCAUUCCACACCAACACCGACAUGUUUCAGGGCAUGAAAGUCAGGUUCCCACAGCUCUUCCCUCCGCUGAGGCAGGAGGUGGUGGCCCAGCGCACCGUGGACGCCGUCCGCACCAACACCGCCUUCGUCUACCUGCCCUGGAGCAUGCACGCGCUCGUCGUCUUGAAAAGCAUGUUACCGCAGAGUGCUAUGGAGGAGAUCCACAGGUUCUCCGGUAGUUACACCUGCAUGAACACAUUCAAAGGAAGGACAUAAGACUGUCUGACGUCCAACGCAGCCCGAAUAAACGCCCCACCGCAUGGGACUCCAAACACAAAGACAUUGUGGAGAAGAACUGGACGCGGGGGAAGGAGACGAGAGAGGGUGGAGGGGGAGUUGUAGCCGUGAGUGAAUAAAUCUCCCUCAGACAUUUGGCAUGGGUGCAAGCCCUCGGCUCCAUCACUCCUUCCUGUGAUCGAGGCCGCCUUAGGAGCUGGAUUUCCCCUCCGCAAUUUCCUUCCCUUCACCCUACCCCACCCCAACUCCACCCCACCAGCUCCAACCCCACUUGGAGGACGCGGGUGUUGGGCAAUCCUUCCAAGCAUAUGAGUGCACCUGUUUCUUCGCUCAGCGGAGGCUCCGCCUGGUCUUGCAUGAUAAACUGGAAGUCUUUUCGCUUGGCAAGCGAUAGAGCCAAGACCGGGGUGCUGAGAGAGAGAGAGAGAGAGAGAGAGAGAGAGAGAGAGAGAGAGAGAGAGAGAGAGAGAGAGAGAGAGAUCUCUAUAGCCUGCAUUUCUCAAGUAUUUCUGGACAGUUCAUUUGUUUGUUUGUAUGAUCAUUUUAAUGUUUUUCUUAAUAAUUAAAUAAUAUCUGUAAAUUCAGAUGUUGAAUAAAAUA
Engraulis encrasicolus (European anchovy) is the source of this 2209-nucleotide messenger RNA. It is a transcript of the gene dhrs3b, whose product is annotated as dehydrogenase/reductase (SDR family) member 3b. Bases 680 to 1588 code for a protein of 302 amino acids. Gene Ontology annotation, biological process: regulation of retinoic acid receptor signaling pathway; retinoid metabolic process. The record is from RefSeq and is a predicted model, not a curated record. Gene Ontology annotation, cellular component: lipid droplet. Gene Ontology annotation, molecular function: all-trans-retinol dehydrogenase (NAD+) activity. Lineage: Eukaryota; Metazoa; Chordata; Actinopteri; Clupeiformes; Engraulidae. The transcript has 6 exons.